Molecule: messenger RNA, 615 nt
Organism: Adineta steineri
Lineage: Eukaryota; Metazoa; Rotifera; Eurotatoria; Adinetida; Adinetidae
Source: the annotation of a GenBank genome assembly
AUGAACGUAGCCGAAACCUAUGUUGCUCUUGCACUUGGUUUACUUGAUCCAUGCUCUCUACCACCAAUGGUCAUAUUUCUCUAUGACAACCAGCAAUGGUGUAGAGAUACUCGUCGUCUUGCGAUAGCGCGAGCGCUAGAGGAUAACGGCUAUCACAAUGUGUCUAAAGCGAUGCAAGUGAUUUAUGCAAACGAAAACAACGAACAGUAUCAGAAACAAUAUGAUAAUUUAAUAAACGAACGGAUACCUGCAAUGGAACGAAAGAAAUUUAACGGGAAAAACGUGAAAAUAUCUGAUAAAAAAGGUUCAACGUGUUGCUUCAAUAAUCAAUGUAUGAGCUUAUUCCGUGAUGACAUUAUUGAGCAUGUGGCUAUCGAGCACUUACAUAUCACACCUAACGAUUUAGUAAGUCUUGGCGAAUAUUAUUGUGAAGAAUGCGGGACGCUUACUCAACUUCAAUUGGUUAGAAAAGGCAGCAAAAAACAGCGCAAAUCUUAUACAAUCCAGCGGGAAUGUGGAUGUGGGGAUGAUCAGCGUAUUGAACUACCAUGGCAGCAAGUUAGUCUGUCUACAGUAUGCGAUGAACUACGCGAAUAUAAAGAAAAUCAACCAUGA